GGUCCUUCUCAUUUGUGUGAGUCAUGCUUUUGCUGUGAGCGAGUUGGCAGCUCUAAGCAGGACUGGGAUCUCUGUCAUAGAAAACUAUUACUUCACCCAACCUUAAGAGGGAACCAUAAGAAAUUUCUUAAAAAUACAUAUUUUUCUUUUGUUCUUCCUUAUACUCUUUUUUACCCCAAAAUCUUGUUAUCCAUCCGUAUUGUUAUGAAUCGCCUGCUAUGUUAGCACAGGCAUCUCCUGCACUGGCACCAGAUUUGCCAGACCAUAUGCAGGAAACCAGAUAGAAGGGCAUGCUUCAACGUACCAAGUAUAACCGCUUCAGGAAUGAUUCAGUGACAUCAGUUGAUGAUCUUAUUCACAAUUUGUCUAUGAACAGCAAGGUCUCAUCAGUUGCUACGACUUCAACAGCACGUUCGUACCUUGUCUCGCCAGAAGUUCUCCGCAAGGACCAAGAAGAUGGACCCACCACCCUGUGUACCCUCAUCCAUAAAGUGUCCCACUUGAAACUCUCUCACACGGGCAGCCUUUUGGGUAUCAAAAACCUCUCCUCUGCAGUAAAGGAACUUGCUGUCUCCAAGUUGCAGGGAAGCUCGAGUGCUUCUAGCUCAGCAGCAGGGGCUUCAGACAACACAUGUAACAUUGUCUCUGCCGCUUCGUCUUCUCAGCAGGACGUGAGCAGGAUGAGCAUGGGGAAAAAAACACGGUCAGAGGAAAUGAACGCAGGAGGUGAAGACUGGAAUCAAAGUAGCAGCUUUGUCAAUAAAUCCUCUCGAGGAUGGCUGCACUCGAGUGAGAAGAUCCUGGGACCUGGUGUGACGUACAUUGUGAAGUACUUGGGGUGUAUAGAAGUCUUACGUUCAAUGAGAUCUCUUGACUUCAAUACUAGAACACAGAUAGCAAGGGAAGCAAUCAGUCAUGUUUGUGAAGCCGUGCCUGGUGCAAAAGGAGCCUUCAAGAAACGAAAGCCACCAAGCAAAGUUCUUUCUAGCAUCUUGGGAAAAAGCAAUCUUCAGUUUGCAGGAAUGAGCAUAAUGCUGAAUAUCUCCACCACCAGCUUAAACCUGAUGACUCCUGAUACAAAACAGAUCAUAGCAAAUCACCAUAUGCAAUCUAUUUCCUUUGCAUCUGGAGGUGAUCCGGAUACAACUGACUAUGUUGCAUAUGUAGCUAAGGAUCCUGUUAAUCGGAGAGCUUGUCAUGUACUGGAAUGCUGCGAUGGCCUGGCUCAGGAUGUCAUCAGCACCAUAGGACAAGCGUUUGAGCUUCGAUUCAAGCAAUACUUGCGAUGCCCCUCUAAGAUACCUACUUUUCAUGAUAGGGUGCAGAGUUUUGAUGAGCCAUGGAUGGAAGAAGAUAAUGAGACAACAGAACAUCCCUAUUACAACAACAUCCCAAAUAAAAUGCCCCCCCCUGGUGGCUUCAUUGAUGCCAGGCUCAAAACAAGACUUCCUACUGCUGCAGAUGCAGCUCAGUCUGCAGCAGGAGUGGGAGAAGAGCAAAUCUAUUAUCAGAGUCAUCACUUAGGAGACAAAUUCAGUGAAGAUUUGCAUCAUGGACCUGUUAAGCAAGGAUCUCUGGAUAUAUGUAGUAUGCUGGAAGGGAAAUCACAAGUAACUGCAACAGCAGAGAUGCCAACAUACGUGAACACCCAGCAUAUAAAUAUAGAGGCUCUACUGGCACUUCAGGCAGAUGCUGAAAGCACCAUCAGUGGAACAGCAGACGAUAUCAAAGAGAGCAGCCCCGGAAAAGAUCUGUUUGACAUGAAACCAUUCGAAGAUGCCCUCAAGAACCAAACGUCUGACACUGUGUUGAGUAAAUCCCUCUCUACGGAGUGCACUAGUCCUCUUUUAUCCAGAGCAUCUGACUGGACUGUAGCGAAAGAGCUGAGUACAGAGCCUUGGUAUCAAGGAGAAAUGAGCAGGAAAGAAGCAGAACAGCUGUUAAAGAAAUGUGGAGACUUCCUUGUGAGGAAGAGCACUACGAAUCCUGGCUCUUAUGUGCUGACAGGCAUGCACAAUGGACAAGCCAAGCAUCUUCUUUUGGUGGACCCAGAAGGAACUGUUCGUACAAAAGAUCGUGUCUUUGACAGCAUAAGUCAUCUCAUCAAUCAUCAUCUCAAGAAUAAUUUGCCAAUAGUUUCUUCUGGGAGUGAACUCUGCCUGCAGCAGCCUGCUGAGAGGAAACACUGACUCCAGAUAAUUAUUUUAGUUUUUAUAAUUUGCAAGCUACAAGGGAAAUUGCAGAUCUGAAAAAAAACGUAUAUUAAAAAAAAAAGCAUAUUCACAUAUUCGCCAGUAUGUUUUCUUGCAGUUUAAGAAGCCCAGCUUCACACAAUACACUUGAAAAUUCUCAAUGCUUUAUGUAGACAUGAAGUCACAGCUGAAGGCUUUCUUAAAAACUAAUUUCAAUAAAAUUGUUCAGAUUCUCUAAUGUGAAUAUUGAUAGUGUAUAAAUACACAUUAAUAUAUAAAAACAGUCUAUAUUUUUCAGGUCAGUCUGUUGACAAUAUAGAACUAUCUUCUAUGACACAUGUUUUUACCAGAAGAAAAAUGCCAAUUGUGACUGUUCAGAUAAAAAUAGAAUUCGACAGUCUCAAUUUCUUGAGAAAGUGAACAUUAGGAAUCUUAUUGCCAAUUUUACCUAAGAAGCACAACUAAUGGUGGAUUAUGCUGGUUAACAAUGGAAGGAGUCUGAAUUCAGCAACUAGUAUUCCAACUCAGAAAUUAAGCAUAAAAUGAUUUUUAAAAGUGUUUUUCAGUGUCACUGAUAUCAAAAGCAUUUUAUCUUUCUGAUGUCAAGUUUGAAUUCUUAUAUGAUGUUAUUCAAAACAUUUGUAUCUUGCUUUAACAAUGAUUUGGUGUCAUCUCUCUGUG
Molecule: messenger RNA, 2873 nt
Organism: Calidris pugnax (ruff)
Lineage: Eukaryota; Metazoa; Chordata; Aves; Charadriiformes; Scolopacidae
Gene: SHC3
Product: SHC (Src homology 2 domain containing) transforming protein 3
Exons: 12
Coding region: 291-2189 (632 amino acids)
Biological process (GO): cell surface receptor protein tyrosine kinase signaling pathway; intracellular signal transduction
Cellular component (GO): plasma membrane
Molecular function (GO): receptor tyrosine kinase binding
Source: RefSeq, a predicted model, not a curated record